AUGUCUUCUCUCACCUCCCCUGUAGGUAACGGAAAGAUAUAUGGUGAAUGCGCGUGCAGAAUCUUCGAUCAAUUCUCUCCGUCAAGCUUCUUGCCCGGUACACCAAAGCCCUCAUUUGAUCUUUCCAAAAAUUUUCUUUUAUUCGUUUUUGUUCUUUCUGUUCAUUUUCUUUGUGACGGGGAGGGUUCUUUUGUUUUUGAAUUUUCUGUAAUUUUCUGUUUUUCUUUACUUCUCUCUUUUCUCUCUUACUCGCGAUUACUUUCUUUCUUUCUUUCUUUCUUUCUUUCUUUUUUCUUUCUUUCUGUUACCUCCGUAUUUUCCCCUGUUCCUUCUUUCUUUCUUUCUUUCUUUCUUUCUUUCUUUCUUUCUUUCUUUCUUUCUCGUCAUUGCAUUUUUGUUGUUGCGAUAUCCGCUUCAUUCUUACUUUCUUUCUUUGACAUAUUUCCUUUCUUUCUUUCUUUCUUUCUUUCUUUCUUUCUUUCUUUCUUUCUUUCUUUCUUUCUUUCUUUCUUUUCCAUCGCUUGCUUUUACUUACUUUAUUUUUCAUUAGAUAUUUCUUUCUUCCUUUGCUUUCUUUUGCAUUCUUUUUUUUAUUUAUUUUUCAGUAAGUUUCGUUCUUUCGUUCUUUCUUUCUUUCUUUCUUUCUUUCUUUCUUCGUCAUUUGCUCUUUCUUUUUUUCCUUUUCUUUUUCUUCGUUUUUUCUUUCUUCUUUCUUUUCUUUCUUUUCUUUUUUUUCUUUUUUUUCUUUCUUUCUUUCUUUCUUUCUUUCUUUCUUUCUUUCUUUCUUUCUACUUCUUCUUCUUUACAUUUCAUUCAUUCAUUCAUUCAUUCAUUCAUUCUUUCUUUCUUUCUUUCUUUUUUCUUUCUUUCUUUUUUGUCAUUUAUCUUUUCUUUAUUUCCCUGUCACUUGUUCGUUUUUUCUUUCUUUUUACGUCAUUUACUACUUUUUUUCUUUCUUUCUUUCUUUCAUUCAUUCAUUCAUUCUUUCUUUCUUUCUUUGUCAUUUGCGCUUUCUUUCCUUCUUUCUUUCUUUCUUUGCUUUUUCUUUCUUUCAUUCUUUCAUUCAUUCUUUCUUUUUUCUUUCUUUCUUUCUUUGUCAUUUAUCUUUUCUUUAUUUCCCUCUCUCUUGUUCGAUUUUUCUUUCUUUUUACGUCAUUUACUUCUUUCUUUCUUUCUUUCUUUCUACGUCGUUUACUUUUCCUUUCUUUCUCUUUCUCUCUUUCCUUUUUUCUUUCUUUUUCAGUCAUAUACUUUUUUUCUUUCUUUCUUUCUUUCUUUUUUCAUUUCUUUCUUUUUUUUUUACAAAAUCCUUCUUAUCUUCAAAUAAGACAAAUACACUUGUCCAUUUUCCAAUUCUCAUCAACUCCUAUACGAUUCAUAUCAAUCACCCUUCCUUUCUUUCCUUCCAGAUUCUCUUCUACUUCAGCGUCCCCUAAUAAUAUCUAUCUAUCUAUCUAUCUAUCUAUCUAUCUAUCUAUCUAUCUAUCUCAGCCUAUUAAUAUUUAUGUAUGUAUGUAUCUAUUAGCUAUAAAUAAUACCACAGGGAUGAUAAGCUAUAAAAAAAUCUAUCUAUCUAUCUAUCUAUCUAUCUAUCUAUCUAUCUAUCUAUCUAUCUAUCUCAGCCUAUUAAUAUCUAUAAAAAAUCUAUCUAUCUAUCUAUAUCUAUCUAUCUAUCUAUCUAUCUAUCUAUCUCAGCCUAUUAAUAUUCUAUCUAUCUAUCUAUCUAUCUAUCUAUCUAUCUAUCUAUCUAUCUAUCUAUCUAUCUAUCUCAGCCUAAUAAUAUCUAUCUAUCUAUCUAUCUCAGCCUAUUAA
Molecule: messenger RNA, 1812 nt
Organism: Acanthosepion pharaonis
Lineage: Eukaryota; Metazoa; Mollusca; Cephalopoda; Sepiida; Sepiidae
Source: the annotation of a GenBank genome assembly